Lodderomyces elongisporus is the source of this 2094-nucleotide messenger RNA. It is a transcript of the gene MSD1, whose product is annotated as aspartate--tRNA ligase. The record is from RefSeq and is a predicted model, not a curated record. The transcript has a single exon. Gene Ontology annotation, biological process: aspartyl-tRNA aminoacylation. Gene Ontology annotation, cellular component: cytoplasm. Gene Ontology annotation, molecular function: aspartate-tRNA ligase activity; ATP binding. The coding region runs from base 1 to 2094 and encodes 697 amino acids. NCBI's taxonomy places the organism in Eukaryota, Fungi, Ascomycota, Pichiomycetes, Serinales, Debaryomycetaceae.
AUGUUCUACACAGCAUUUGGAGGAUGUAGUAAGAGGUUAUACUCGACACUACCAGAGAAAGCAUCAACAUUGGCGAAAUUCAAUUUCCCAUAUUCAACAGGUACAAUUGGAAGUAUUACAACACAGUUGGACAAGUAUUUGAAUAGAAAGGAUACGCUAAUUACUCUACAUGGGCAUAUUGAUAGAAAAUCACGGAUACGACCUACAGUUGGGUUUGGAUUUUUAAGAGACCAGGAAGGAGACGUGAUCCAGUUCAUAGCCGAUGCCGAUAAUAAUGAACAUCAACUGGUUCUCGAAAAGAUGAAAAAGCUUACAGUUGAAGACUCUAUAAGUAUUACGGGCUACGCUAAGCCCAAGGUGGGUAAGGAGCAAGGAAGACAAGAAGAGACUGCAAUGGCAACAAGGUCAAGAACAGAAGACGCAAGUAAAAAACCAAAAGCUUGGGAAUUGGUUGUCAAAGACUUGCAGAUUCUUAAUUCGUCAAACUUGGACGCAUCGAGGUUGGAGAAACUAAAACAAACAGAUCCUGAAGAUAUACCACCUCAAUUUCGGUACCUACAGCUUCGAACCAAAUUUUUCCAAAGUGCACUUCGGACUCGAAGCAAAAUUGCUCAAUUGGUGAGAAACACACUUGUAAAUAAUCACGAUUUCGUCGAAAUUGAAACACCUUUGCUUUUCAAAUCCACCCCUGAAGGAGCACGAGAGUUUUUAGUCCCAACACGUACGUAUGACCAGUUUUACGCAUUACCGCAAUCACCACAGCAAUACAAGCAAAUUUUGAUGGCCUCCGGGUUUACAAGAUAUUUCCAACUUGCCAAAUGUUUCCGUGAUGAGGAUUUGAGAGCAGAUAGACAACCGGAAUUCACACAAGUGGAUUUGGAAAUGAGCUACAUUAAUAGUGCAGAACAAAUCAUGAAAGUUGUUGAAGAUGUUGUCAUGAACAUCUGGCUGAAAAUUUGUAAUCGUCCAACUUAUACAUUAAACGAAAAGGGUUUUUUACAAAAAUUGACAGACAUCGAUAACAAUAAAGUGCAGUUUAGCAAGUUGGCAUACCCUGAAGCGCUUCUGAAGUAUGGUAUUGAUAAACCAGACUUACGAUCUGAUAUCACCUUUAUUACGUUGGAUGAAUUUUUCAUUGGUGAAGAGAAUUCAGAAUUCAGCGUUGUUGAAGCAUGUGUAUUGCGAAAUGCUCUUGAUAAUGAGAACAAGAGUAGUAAAAAUAAAUUGCCAAAAGAAUUGACAAGUACACAUAAUUACAGCAGAAGACGUCCAUAUGUCUGGGCUAUUAGAAACGAUAAAGAUCUUUUAUGGUAUGAAAAGCUUGUUGAGAAAAAAUUUAUGAAAAAGACAAAUCAUUUUGACGAAAAAAAAUUAAAGACAAUACUCAAUCUUAAACCAGGAGAUAUUCUUGCAAUUUCCACAAGAUCAAAAUUCCCAUAUGAGAACCCAACGCCAUUGGGAAAAUUUAGGCAACUUGCUAUUAAAGAGUUUCCUGGCAAGUGGCAGAGACCAAUAGAAAAAGAGUCUGGUGAACUAGUUAAUGACUACAAGUUUGAGGAUAUGGUAGUUGGAUCAUGGGUUGUUGAUUUCCCUUUAUUUAAUCCAGUAGAAAUAAGCAGUUCAACGGAGGACCCAUAUCCUGAAUACUCCAUGAAUAAAUAUGAAUCCACGCAUCAUCCUUUCACCAUGUGUAAAUCUGAAGAUUACGAACUUAUGGGAUCAAACCCACUACAAGUUAGAGGUGAGCAUUAUGACUUGGUCAUCAAUGGUGUUGAAGUCGGCGGAGGCUCGCGAAGAAUACACGAUCCUGCUUUGCAGAAGUAUGUAUUCGAAGAGAUUUUGCAGAUAAAACACUAUGACCAAUUGUUUGGCCAUUUAUUGAAAGCACUAAGUAUGGGAUGCCCUCCGCAUGCCGGAUUGGCAUUGGGUUUUGAUAGAUUAUGUGCGAUGGUGGUGGGCUCAUCGAGUAUACGAGAUGUGAUUGCUUUCCCGAAAAACCAAUCAGGCAAGGAUCUUGUCGUUGAAAGCCCUACAGAGGUUCUGGAAAAGGCAUUAAACGAGUAUUUUAUUACAAAAAAAAAUAAUAAUAAAUAG